CCGGCGCACCGCUUCGCCGCCUCCCUGGUGGUGGCGCCGCCGGGUGCGCGCGAUCCCGUGGACCCCCGGGGUCUGCGUCACCACCAUCCGCACCACCACCAUCACCACCACCACCAUCACCAACGGCACAGCGAGGACAGCGGCUCGGACGGUGGCUCGCCCAAGAAAGACGUGGACAGCGACGACGUGUGCGGCGGCGGCGGCAGCAAGCGGCGGCGGUCGCGCACCAACUUCAACAGCUGGCAGCUGGAGGAGCUGGAGAGGGCCUUCCUCGCCUCCCACUACCCGGACGUCUUCAUGCGCGAGGCGCUCGCCAUGCGCCUCGACCUCAAGGAGUCGCGCGUCGCCGUGUGGUUCCAGAACCGGCGCGCCAAGUGGCGCAAGAAGGAGCACACGAAGAAGGGCCCGGGACGGCCGGCGCACAACGCGCACCCGCAGACGUGCAGCGGGGAGCCCAUCCCGGAGGAGGAGCUGCGGCGCAAGGAGCGCGAGCGGCGCGAGAAGAAGCUCCUCAAGUCGCUGGAGCGCCAGCAGCGCAAGCUGGCCGCCAAGGGCGUCGCCGUCGACCUGGACACGCUGCGCCGCGAGUGGGAGGCCCAGCAGCAGCAGCAGCAGCAGGCGGGGGGCGGAGGCUGCCGCAAGGUGGCGGGGUCGGCGGCGGCCGCGGCGGCUGCGGCGGCGGCGGCGGCGGCGGCGGUGUCGCGCCACCAGCUUCUGUCGGCGCACGACUCGUCCAGCUGCUGCAGCAGCACCAACGCCUCCACGGCGACGGCCCGCGACGUCGAGAUCGACGUGGUGGGCGACCCCUCCGAAGACGAGGCCGCCGCCCACGCAGACCAGCCGCAGUUCGACUCCCCUAACUCGCACGCCACCCGGCCGGAAGACUACGGCUCCUUCCAGCCGUUCCAGCAACAGCAGUUCCACCACCACCACCACCAGCAGCAGCCGCUGGACGUCCCCAAGUCGCCGUCACCGCCCGCGUCCAGCGACGCGGCCAAGCAGCGCAGGCCCAACCCGUUCAGUAUCGAGUCGCUGCUGUCGCGACCCGACGACCGACACCAGCGGCACACACCGCCUGCGCCGACGCCGCCCCCGCGCGACGCCGGGACGCUGUGCAGGCCGGCGCCCGUCUCGCUGAGCGGCGGCGUCCUCAUCGGCAGCAGGACGCCGCCCACCGGCUGCUUCAGCCACCUCAUCACUGGCUAGCGACGCGCCGGCCUCUCCACCAGCGCACGUGGACACCUGUCUGACAGACAUCAACUACCACUGUAGCUUCCAGACUAACAUCUAAUUGGACCUCUAACAUCGGAUGCGUCUUUCUAAAACGGAAAAUCUGAAUUAUGCUUUUCCUGAAAACUGGAGUUAACUCAUGAAACGAUGGUCUGGUUUUAGCUUACGAGACGGUGCUGAUAAAUCUUUAGUUGCAGACAUAGCUUACUGAUCACCGAAGUUAGGCACUAUUGGGCAUGGCUAGCAUAGCACGGGUCAUCCGAGCAUCGUUGACAAUGCACUCAAACCUUAUGAGGCCAACUGAAGAGCUGUCGGAUUACAAGUCGCAGAUCCGGUCACGAAAGCUGAUAACAAAUGGAAUAAUGGUGUGCUGACCACAUGCCCCUCUAUUAGUAUCCAGCGGCGUCUGUGAGCUAGGGAUGACACGGCGGUCGGUCGGUACUGUUGGGCCGUCUGAGUCCUCUUCCGAUGGAGACAUAGUUUACGGAUCCAAAGGCCUAGAGUGCUGAACGUUUCGACCCCUCUGCUUGGACCAUCUUCAGCAUCCACUCUGCAACCAGCGAAAUCAGAGUAAUCCUAAGGAGUAACACUUCGUUUAAAACGAGGUGUAUGAGACAGAUUCUUUAUCUACCAAAGUUUUUAUUUAUUUUUUUUCAAACAAGAGAAUUGUCACCUUCAAAGAAGCUCCCUUUCAGCAGCUACACACCAGCAGAAUCGUUGUUCUGAAUCUUGGUAGCAGCUGUGAAAGACUUCACCCGUAAGGCCUUUACCAUGUCGGUCACAUUCUUUCGAACAUCCUGCAGAGUCACGAAAUUAUCUCCUUUUAAGACAUUUUUAAGUUUCGGGAAAAGAAAAAAGUCACAGGGAUUGAUUUCAGGUCGAUAGAUGGACAGCGAAACAGGAAUGCUUUUCGAGAUCAUAAAUUCCGUGUUGAAAGUGACAAUGUGUCAUGAGGGCUUGUCACGAUGCAGUAUCUACUUUCCUGCAAUUUCCAACCUCACCCGAUUCACCAUUUUCCUGAGCCUUUCAAGGAUAUAUUCAUGAAACAUUUGCUUGACAGUUUGUCCUGGAGGAACAUAUUCUUUAUGCUAAUUGGUCAAGAAAGGUAACUCGCAUUGUUUUGAUCUUUGAUUUGCUCAUUUGAACUUUUAUCAGUCGAGGAGAUAUCUCAUUCUACUACUCCUCACUUUGCCACUUCGUCUCAGGAUCGUACUCAAAAGUUCACAAUUCAUCACCUGUGAUCACACGACUGAUGCAUUCGUGGUCAUUGGCGAUGCUCUCAAGAAAAUCAGCACGUACGUUUCUCUGAUUGUCUUUCUGCCCAGCUGUUAGGUUUUUUUGACACCAUUUUGGCAGAAAUCUUUCGCAUGGGAAAAAUUUCGGUGAAAAUUUGUCGUACGGUGAAAGAUUUUUUCAAAUUUAUUUGAUUUAAGUACAAUAGUCAAGCCAGGAACCUAGAAACGACAGAGAGGCUUCGUCCCACUGUAGCCCUCAGUGGUUCACAUCCUCACAACAGGCCACAGCAGUUCACCGACCCCACCGCCAUGCCACGCCGAACCCAGGUUAUUGGUAGAAUAAGUAUGGUGUAUGCAUAUGUGGAAAUGAUGUUUGCGCAGCAGUCGCCGACACAGUGUAACUGAGGCGGAGUAAGGGGAACCAGCCCACAUUCGCAGCCGAGGUAGACGGAAAACCUCCGGAAAAACCAUCCACAGGCUGGCCAACACACCGGACCUCGACACUGAUCCGCUGAGCGGACUGGUGCCGGGGACCGGCAAGCCUUCCCGCUCGGGAAGCAGCGCGUUAGACCGCGCGGCUAGGCAGGCGGGUUCCAGUCGAGCCAGUAAAUUACAGAAAACUUAAAACAGGCUUGUCUAAUUUCAAAAUGCGAUGAACGUGCUUAAAAGACCACCCACCAUCCUUAUUAUUAGACUUCGGUCUGAUCUCACAAGAGCACACACGCAUUCGACGUUUUCGUCGGUUUUCGAAGUUAGAAGUCUCCCAGAGCAAGGUUUAUCUUCUCCGUGUUUGUCCCAACGAAAAACUUGUGCUCUUCAUGUUCCCCAUAGACCUUCCAAAAGUCACAUUAGCGUGUUCUAGAAGUUUAGUACAAAACCUGAUGGCAUGACGUUGCUCCAAGUUCCGCUGUUCCAUUUUCAUAACACACAACAAAAACACAACUCCUCAAAUGGCGCUCUCAAAAUUCAUGUGAUGGGUGUAAGAAGCUGAAACUCAGACUGAGCAUCUGGAAGGAAUGAACACAUCAGUCUACACUAACAGAACAACACAGUGUUGCCAAAUCGCUCGCAGUGUUGUUAGGCUCAUUACCUUUCUCACGGAAAUAUCUUUGUCUAUUAGUGUUUCUCGUUUCUGAAAUCUGCAUUGUUCAAAACAAUAUUUAUUUUUAUUCACCGAGGCAGGUUUCGACACCUUUGUGUUAUCUUCUAUGGGUCAGAAUUAUUUCUGUAAAGUAUAAUACAAAAUUUAUACUCGUUUGUAGGUCUAACAUGUGCAUUUUGUUUGGUUUGUUUUGAUUGCUCACCUGAAAAUUACAUUGAAAGUGAAAAUGCAUUUCUACAGAUCGAUUUUUGAGUCCUCUCUUGUCAUUUUGUCGGCAUGUCACUGCAAAGUAGUCAUGAAGAAAGUUUGUGCAUUUUUGUGAUACACAGAAGAUGACACAUAGACCCCGAAACAUGUCUGGGUGCAUAAAAAGAAAUAGCGUUUUGCAUCAGGUGGAUAAAAAAGAAACACGUUCUGUGUCGGAAAAACGGAAAAACGUCAAGAGAACUUCCGACCUGAGCAAGAUGAGUCUCUGUCUCCGAACUUACACUGUAGUAAGUCUUCCACCUGUUAACGUGUAUACAAUGGAGUUAUUCAGAAUAAUCCUAGGCAUUGGUGGGCCACUUUUUAUAAACAUUUUCAUGGUCAUGUUAUAGGUUCUCAUCUCAAUUUCGAUUAGAAUGGAAACCCGGUUUACAGCCCUGUCAUUUUCUCAAGUAAAAAAACAAAAACCCAAAGAAUA
Schistocerca cancellata (South American locust) is the source of this 4249-nucleotide messenger RNA. RefSeq names its product homeobox protein unc-4 homolog. The record is from RefSeq and is a predicted model, not a curated record. Bases 298 to 1206 code for a protein of 302 amino acids. Lineage: Eukaryota; Metazoa; Arthropoda; Insecta; Orthoptera; Acrididae. Gene Ontology annotation, biological process: regulation of DNA-templated transcription. The transcript has 3 exons. Gene Ontology annotation, molecular function: DNA-binding transcription factor activity, RNA polymerase II-specific; sequence-specific double-stranded DNA binding.